Molecule: messenger RNA, 9390 nt
Organism: Cottoperca gobio
Lineage: Eukaryota; Metazoa; Chordata; Actinopteri; Perciformes; Bovichtidae
Gene: usp31
Product: ubiquitin specific peptidase 31
Biological process (GO): protein deubiquitination
Molecular function (GO): cysteine-type deubiquitinase activity
Source: RefSeq, a predicted model, not a curated record
GGUUUUGGUAGCUUAGCCCGAAUGUGCCUCCAAAUAUGUGACAAAUGUGAAGUUAACCACAUUUCGGACUCACUCUCUACUUCAAAUGCCAGUACCUGCAAACCAUGGCGGACUAUCAGUUUGUGUUGGACCUGAACAUCUCGGCCGAAGAGGACUGUUGCUGUUUCUGCUGCUCUUGUUGUUAUUGUAGCUAGCGCUAGCUUUAGCUAAUUGGCUAACACUGCUCGCUCUCAGCGUAACCGAUGUUGAUUCAUUGCUGCGGGCCAGUUAACUGCAACAACACGGUAACUCUGGAGCACGCUGCAGGCAUCAACAACACACCGUAGCAAUGUUUACGUUACGCUUCUUAACUUAUUAAGUAAUUGGCCUUAGCCAGUAUUUUUGGCAGGUUGUAGUGCACGAUAUGCUAACGUUAUUGGACAAGUACAUGUUUUAAAUCUAAGCUGCAUGAUUUAGAAGAAGACAUCGAUUAAAAUGAUAUUACAAGCUAAGGUCAGCUAACACACCUAACGCUGCCUGCAGCUACUGCUGUCUGCACGUUUUGAGAUGGAGCAGCAGAAAGCAGCCAGUGAGAUGGCUCUCGGUUUCGCCAGCACAUCUGUCUGAGUUGAAGCUCCUGUGAAAGAGAAAUCAUGUCGUGCAAAGCCGCAACUAAGGACAAGAAGUCGAGCUUCAGCAAGAAGCUGUUCAGACGAGGCUCUGUGCGCUCUGUUGGCAGUUUCAUGAGCAGAUUCCUGCGGACUCUGACGGCGUUAUCUCACUAUGGAUCUGAAGUGCAGUCAGAAGAUGAGAAAGAUGAUGGAGGGUUUUCCACUUUUAAAGCUGGAAGUAAAGAUGUGCCCAUGGAUGAUGGGGACCUCGCGGGUUUGUUGUCUGGAGAGAGAGUUCCUGGAGUGUCGGGUCUGAAAAACCACGGGAAUACCUGCUUCAUGAAUGCGAUCCUGCAGUGUCUCAGUAACACUGAACUCUUUGCUGAGUACCUCGUUUUGGAGCACUACAAAGGCGAUGAGCUGGAUGAGGACACACCAAAGACAAAUGGCAUACUUCUGCAGAAGAAGGGUCCUCUGGACAAAGGAGAAGUUACAGAGCAGCUGUCAGGACUCAUGCGGGCUUUGUGGACGUUUGAGUAUACCCCGCAGCAUAGCAGGGAUUUUAAGAAUGCUGUGUCGAAAAAUGCCACCCAGUUUAAAGGGAACGCUCAGCACGAUGCUCAGGAGUUCCUGCUGUGGCUGCUGGACAGAGUACACGAGGACCUCAACACCGUUAACCCCAACAUCAGGCCUGCUAUAAAGCCACCUAUUGAAGAAGACGAUCAAAGCUUAGAGGGGCCCUCUCCUCCCCUCUCUGCUGGCUCGUUUGUACAAGAACUGUUUCAGGCUCAGUACAGGUCUUCUCUUACUUGCCCACAUUGCCAAAAGCAGAGCAAUACGUUUGAUCCCUUCCUCUGCAUCUCCUUACCGAUCCCACUGCCACACACACGGCCCCUGUACGUGACGGUGGUGUACCAGGGGAAGUACUCGCACUGCAUGAGGAUCGGAGUUGCUGUUCCCCUCAACAGCACCGUCUACCGCCUCAGAGAUGCCGUGUCACGGGAGACCAAGAUCCCGAUGGACCAGUUUGUUCUGACUGAAAUGUACUACGACGGCUUUCAUCGUUCAUUUUGUGACGACGACGACGAUCUUGAACUCAUUCAAGAGAGUGAUUCCAUAUUUGCCUUUGAGACGCCGGAGACGUUCAAACUGGAAAACAUACGCACAAAGAGAGGAAGUCUUCUGGCAAACCUGAAUCAUAACAACUUGAAGUAUGGGACAGAAAUGAGCAGGACUUCCUCGUUCAUGCAAGGAGCCGUGACCCCUUUAACGGCUUCACCCAAUAAAAACCUGGGGCCGGAAAAGAUGAUCCUUCUGGUGUGCAACAGGGCGUGUACCGGCCACCAGGGAAAGAGGUUCGGACUGCCUUUUGUCCUGUACAUGGAGCGCACUGUGACCUGGGACACUCUACAGAAGGAGAUCCUGGAGAAAAUGCGUCAUCUGUUGAGGCCAGGGGUCUUCAUUCAGGUCGGACCUUUCAGCCUUCGGGUGGUCGGCGUUGUUGGUAUCACCUACCUCCUUCCUCAAGAUGAGCGACCGCUGUGUCACCCAACUGUGGAAAGAGCCUACAAGUCCUGUGGGCAAGGCGGGCCCCCACAUGUGAAGAUUGUGGUCGAGUGGGACAAGGAGACCAAGGACUAUCUGUUUGGACACACUGAGGAGGAGUACAUUCCUGAUGCUGAGAGUGUGUAUCUGCACAGGGAGCAACAUCAUCAGCCGCAGGCCUGCACCCUCGCUCAGUGCUUUCAGCUCUACACCAAGGAGGAGGAGCUGGCCCCAGACGAUGCCUGGCGCUGUCCCCACUGCAAGCAGCUGCAGCAGGGCCGCAUUAAGCUCAGCCUGUGGACGCUGCCAGAUGUGCUCAUCCUGCAUCUCAAGAGGUUCAGACAGGAGGGGGACCGGAGGGUGAAGAUGCAGAACAUGGUGAGGUUCCCGCUGAUGGGCAUGGACAUGGCGCCUCAUGUGGUGAAGAGAAGCCAGAGCAGCUGGAGUUUACCUUCCCAUUGGUCGCCAUGGAGACGCCCGUACGGCCUGGGGAGAAACCCCGACGACUACCUGUACGACCUGUACGCUGUGUGCAACCACCACGGGAACAUGCAUGGAGGCCACUACACAGCGUACUGCAAGAACUCCAUUGACGGUCAAUGGUACUGCUUUGAUGACAGUGAGGUUACACCAGUGGCUGACGACGACGUGUGUCAGCAGACGGCCUACAUCCUGUUCUACCAGCGGAGGACCGUUAUUCCCUCCUGGUCGGCAAACAGCUCUGUGGCAGGUUCCACCAGCUCAUCCCUGUGUGACCACUGGAUCAACAGGUUACCUGGCAGUAGACCUGCCAGCCUGGCCUCGGGAGCCUCCUCCAGACGCACCUCUCUGGCAUCACUGGCUGAGUCCGUGGAGUUUCCAGUAGAACGAAAUGAAGAUGACGGAGGAUUCUCUGUCCGCCCUUUUGUGAGAAGCAUUCAGCGUCAGAGCGUGUCCUCCAGGUCGUCCGUCGCCAGCCCUUUAGCCUUCAGCGACGGCGGGAUAAAGCCUUCCUGGUCUCUCUCCGCAAAGCUGCACAUGAGAUCCAACUCGCCCUCACGCUUCUCUCUCGACUCUCGAUGUUCUCCUCCGCUCGAGAGGAUCGGAGAGGCCUGUGAUGACAAAGUCUCAACGUCCUGUUUUGGCAGCUACAGCAGACACGAACGCUACUUUGGCAGCAGGACUCCCCUGUCCAUGAUGGAGAGCAACUUCAGUGACCAGGACAACAACAAAAGGUUCCUCGACAUGAUGUACUGCAGGGCUCCCACGCCAGUGGAAAAGAAGAGCGCCAAACACGAGACAACUGAAAACAACAACCAGAUUACAGCUAUCGACCAAAACAUUCUUCCCGCUCAAGCUACUCCCUCCAAAGAACAGAAGCGUAAGAGCAGUAUCGGGGGAUUUGCCUCAAAGGCAGAAAGCACAGGAUCCGCAAAGAACUCCAGCAAAGUGGAGCAAGAGAAAACCUCCAAGAAGCGUUUGUGCUCAACCCAUAAGACCUCCGCUGCUGAGACGUCCUCCAACACUCCUGUGAAAGGCAAAAAGGCGAGCAAUACUAAAGAGAAGGGUGUAAGUACCAAGAAAAACACCGCUACGCCCUGUGGAACUCCCUCCAAAACGAAGGAGGCCACUCAACCUCUAGAUGCAACGCCACAGCGUAAGCCGUUCGUGCGCUCCACACCUCAGUCCUCCGCUUCUCCCUCGCCAACUGCAAAGAAGAGCUCCACUGCCACCGAGAAAAACGCGAGUAGCCGGAAACGUCUGGUAGAAAGGAGCUUCAGCAGAGAUUCUAUGCACACUAGUCCCCUGGUGGACACUCUGCGAGGCAGCUUGGUGGCCCGCUCCUCGCUGUCUAAGAGCGGGGAAAGCUACCGGCCCGAGAGGAGAUCUGUGAGGAGCUCCAGCAGCAGCUCUUCUGUCACCAGCCUGCGCUCACCCAGCAUAUCCACCAGAGACCUGCAGCGCAGCAGCAAGUCUGAGGAGAAAGGCUUGUCUUUCUUCAAGAGCGCCCUCCGACAACGGGAAAGCCGCCGGUCGGCUGAUUUAGGGAAAAGCACCCUGCUUGCUAAAAAGGCCUCAGAGAGGACGUGCAAGCAGAACGGACAAGCCAAGGACAUCGGUGGUGAUGCUGGGAAGACGGGAGACGCUGCAUCUUCACAGACGUCUGCAGAGAAUCACGGAGGUGAGUCAAAGUCAGAGACAAAGGAGUCUUCCAAGCCCCCCAGCUCUCUCAGUCGCACUCUAUUAAAUGUUGGCAAGUCCAAGUCUUCCACUUCUGAAGUAAGUCUCAAGUCUCCUUCUAACGGGAAGAAGCCUCUUGAAAGGAUGACAUCUUCCCGAAAGCUGUCGUCAAGCAUGCAAUCUCCUGCACGUGCAACAAAGAGGCCUCAAUGACACACGUCGUCACGUUGAACCCACAUAAUGCAGCUAUUUUCUUUGUGCCUAAGUUUCAGCGAGCACCACGUGUAUUUGUAAAGAGACACAUCUUUGAUGUUACGCUUUUGCUCGCUGGCAUCGGAUCAUUAACGCUGGCUUUGAGGUUGGAGUAUUGGCAGCCAGCGUCUGAGUAUUUGUAGCCGCUCUGUACGUCCUCUAGAUAUUCGGGUGCCAAACAGCUGCUUGGCGCGUCACCAGCUCUACUUUGUAAAGCUGUGUGUUUAUCAAUUACUGCUUUUUCAGCAUUAGGUUUAGUGUUCGACGCAAGUGAGACAAUCGCUCGACACGUUCUGGCGUGGAAGGUGCAUGAGCACGCCACGUGCUUUCAGCUGUGCAGCACAACCAGUGUGAUUGUGUCUCCUUGAGGCUUAUAUGACAGCUGACAGAAUUCCCUGUUGGAAUCUUGAAAUCCAAUUAUCUUUCCUUCAGACAAGAGGGGUCCUGUUAUCUGUUCGAGACGCUGCAAACAUUAAGUGUAGCCCGCUCGCCAAAUAUCCCGCUGACGCAAACCAGAUUUAAAAAGCAGCAGCUUGUGCAUUAAGAGAAAUGAACGGAGGAAGAAGCAUUUUCACCGCGUAGACGCCGACGUCGCGCCAUGUGUCUCGUAGAAGAGCGUUCUUUAGAUUAAGAUGGAGAUAAGGUGGCUGGUGAUGCUUAAACCUCACUGCUGCUCUCUGAGCAUCUGACAACAGAAGCGUGACAUCAGAAAUAUUCUCUGGACAAAUACUGAGUCGAGGCUCACACACACACACACACACACGCACACACACACACACACACACAAAAGAGUUUCAUUCCGAAAUAAUAGGGGCUAAGCCUUCGCAGUAGUUCUCAUUGAUUGUUUUAAGCCGAUCAAAUUGACCAUUGAUGAGUAAAACCUGCAAUCUGCUUCUCAAACACGUUCUCCGCCUCACGCGUUGAAGAUAAGGCCUCAGCAGACGACAUGUGACCACGCGUCACGUGUCGGAGAUUAACACGUAGCUGAGACGAUCUCACACUCCCUGUUUAUGAACAUUAGAAGACGAAUAUAGAAACACUGAGGUGAUUUGAGAGGGUUGGAAUCGGUACAACCAAUAUUUUAAAACUUUAUUUUUUACUCGUGCUUCUUCCGAUAGAAGUGUAUUUUAUCAAGCGUGCUGAAGUUAAGGGUGUGCUUUUGGAAUGAAACCCUUUAAAAUCAAAGUAUAUAAAUGUACAGAUAUUGACAAAGUAUAAAACUCAUUUCUUCCCUUUCCAUGAGCAAGAUAAAAAAUGAUCUCAAGCGCCUUUUCAAUACAAUGGUAACAAAUAAUUGCCUUUGUCAACAUAGUAGUCUCCUACUGUAUGCAUCUCUGAGUAGGAACGCUGUAAUGUUCGCACUUUGUAUAGAAGAAGUAGUUUUCUUUUACUCGGAACAGUCACACACACACACACACACACACACACACACACACACACGUGUAAUUAUCACAUGUUUUUUAAUAUGUUGUCAUGAUUCCAAGUCGAGUCCCCAGACUUGAAAUGGUAAAAGGGGUUCAUUCAUCUCACUGUAACACCUGGUGCUGGAACAGACCCCUUUCUUACACGCUGAUGUUCAGAACUGUGACUUCUUCAGUGGCCUGUUGGCAGCACUUCUCACGACCCGGGGAACCUCAUCGGAGAACGUCGGGCUGAGCCAGAAUACUGAUAAUGAGCCAUUUGAUCAAUCGAAGCAUUUACAUUGUUAAAACUUGCUCUGGACGCUCGGACGCUGCAUGGCAUACUCUCUUUGCAGAAGCAGGAUGUUGAACAAUCCACAUUAUUGUAGAAUUGUCCCACAUGCAAUAUUCACACAUUUACAUACCAGCAUAGUGUAUGUUUUUAAUGAACGUGGUUAUGCCAUUUAAAAUCCAACCGUUAGUAAGUUUAUACUUUCUUUGACUUGUAGAUCUGCAUAUUUCUCUCUGCUGUUUCUCUGUAGCAUCUUCCAGGUUUACAUCGGUUCUCAGAUGGUUUCAGAGGAAACGCCGCUCGCUGUAAACACGCAGGUGUGUUAUUUAAAUGGCCUUAAAGGCGCCUGGCCGUCGAUCUGUGGCGUUGUUACUUGCAGCUGUUAGACGAUACAGUUGCGUCACCUUGACUUCUGCAAAAGUUGGAUCGCAAGUGCUACCAACUCUAUCUAACGGAAAGAUUCACAGAUACAAAUGCUAUAAAAUGACAGUUUAACCACAAUUAUAGCCCAUCUUUAUUUAAGUUUAAUCUGCUGAGAAUACUAACAUGGCCAUAGAAACACAUGGCAAAUAAAACAUGUGUUUGGGAGCCUUUUUAAAUGUCCCACCAUUAUUAUAUAUAAUGAAGUGUUCAAACUGUCCCGGGCCGGAGAAAUAACACACCGCUGUUUGAAUGUGGUGGGUUUCCUGUAGCUGCUCUUUUCUACCUAACAUAGUGAUCUAUCAGGAACCUGUGCGUGGCACUUUGGAUCAAAGCAGGACACUUUAAUGUCAUUCUGGCUUUCACCGUCUUGUUUGCCUGUUUUUAAAGUCUGUGAUUAAGUUGUGCAUGUUAGAGCUGGGUCAUGCGUCACACUUACUGUAAACUGCAUUAGGACUGUUUUCAUUUGGAGACGAGGAGAUGGAGUCGCUCUUACUGUAUAUUGCUUAUGAUACUUAAAUAGGGGUCCGACAAAACAUUUUAUAACAGAAUUAGUUUUUAUGUACAGAAGUUAAAUCUGAAAGCUGCAGUGUGUUUCCCUUUUGUUUUCAUCCCGAGUCCUGUGUAGCGUCACAGGACCCUGCUGUCAUUUAGUGACAAACUUCGCUUCCAAUCAUAAAAAAUGUAGUUUUUUAACGCCUAAUGGGAGAGCAAUAAUCCAAGAAUCACCUCAUUAAUCAAUUCGACUAAGAAAGAGUUUGAUUUACCAAAAAGUGCAACAUGGCUGACUCUUGACAGCUCAAAGAGCCAUUGAAGACCAGAGAGGUACUGUACUCCAUACGAGAAAAAAUAUAAUAUAUAUAAAAUAAAGGAGAUAAAAUAUUAUAUAUAUACACUUUUUUUUUUUAUAUAUCUUUUUUUUAAUAAAUAAAUAUAUAUUUUUCUUUAAAUAUUUAUAUAUAAAUAUAAAUAAUAAUUAAUAAAUAAAUAUAUAUAUAUUAUAAUAAUAAUAAAAAAUAUAUAUAUUUCUCAUAUUGAGUACAGUACUUGUCUGGUAAUAAUAAUUAUCCAAUUAAUGUCAACAAUCAAUGUAAAAUGUUAGAAAAUGAAUGGACAUCUUUACAGAAUAGAUUUCCUUCACUGCAGUUUUUUAAAGAGUUGUCGAUGUACAGAACUGAGAAGGAUUAAGGAAUGCAGUAUUGCAUGAAAACGCUAACGCAUGUAUUUCAUUAACUAUGCAAGAGUCCGUGUAAAGUAGGAAGCGGAGCAUGGCUGGUAUUUUCCAUUGCUUAAUUUGCACACCAUUCCAAUAUUUAGAAAUUGUAAAUUUUACAGAACAUUUAAUCUGUACAGUUCAAAAAGAUUCAAAGUAAAAAAUAUGUAUUUAAUGCCAUAAUUUCUUUAAGCAUUCUACCGUUUAAUGUUUAUAUAUUUCUACUUUAUUUUGUAAUUCUGCUGAUCUGUGCUCACUGGGUGCUCGUCCCAACCUUUUUAUUUAGUUUGAAUAUUUACUGUUGUGCACCAGCAGACAACACUACGGACGUGAUGAUCUCUCUGUGGUUAUUAAACGGCCUCAUGUUUGUGUGUAUUGUGAAAAAGCCUUCCAUUGAUACAGUUUGUUCUCCGCUGCAUCAAAGAUGUAGCCAGUCUAAUAGAAAUGCAACUCAAAUAAAUAUAUAUAUCUAUAUAUAGAUAUAUAUCUAUAGAUAUAUAUGUAUAUAUAGAUAUAUAUGUAUAUAUAGCUAAAUGCAAUAAAGAUAGUACAUUUGUAGUUUUAUAUUGCAGUAUGUGAUGAAACAUCUUAAGUUAAUACUUUUUGUAGUAUUAAUGCCACGUCAAUCAUUGCAAUCAUUACUUUUUAUUAUUUUUGUAAUAGAAAGUUUAUCAGCAAACAAACGUGCUUUAAAGCAGCACCACUGUUUCUUUUCUGAAGUUGGUAUCGCUCGUUAAAAUGCAUAAAACGGACGUUAACUAGGGUUAGAGAUAGAAAGUUAUUGUUGUUUAAUUUUCGUUGUUAACAGAGUUGCAAAACGUCCCAGUAUUUCGAGGUGAAAGCGUUAAUAAACGACUUUAUCUGCAACACGUUUGUGUAAUUCUACCACUGAAUCAAAGUUGCAAUAACCACUGAAAUACCAAAAUCCUACAUUUGAGCCACAGACUUCAGAUUCUGUAAAUACUGUCGUAUUACAGCAAUACAGCUGCGUGUUGUCCUUCAACGCUAAAGGACUCCCAAUAAGUAACAUUGUGAGUUCUGGGGUAAAUGUUUCCACAUGUAAACAAACGUAAUGAUACUGAAACCGUUUCAGAAGCCUUAAGCAAAAUGAAUUCUAAUAGUUUGUAUUCUUUGGUUGAAACCAAGGAGCUGUGUAAAGAAUGAAUGUCAUGAGUGUCAUUGUAAUGUUUUUUAAGCUAACACUAGUGCUGAAGGCAGCGCACGUCUGUCUUUUACUUUUCAAUGUUUCAUUCAUAAAAGGUUUUUGUAAAGUACUUAUUGUUUGACUGUGUUCCUCGUUGUUCCAUCUGUUCCAGCAUUCGCUUCUUAAGUUUUCUAUUUUUUUUUAAGAGUUGUGCAAAGUGUUUUGACAUUCAAAGUCUUCUAUGUUAAUUUAUUUAUCUUUUGUUAUCAUGUAAGCACUUUUAAUGUUUGUUUUAUUUCUCCAAAAGGACGAAUGUGUAUAUACUUUGUUGCAAGUACAAAAUUAAAAAACCUGAUUAAAAAUGUUAAAAGUUG